Pocillopora verrucosa is the source of this 6035-nucleotide messenger RNA. The record is from RefSeq and is a predicted model, not a curated record. NCBI's taxonomy places the organism in Eukaryota, Metazoa, Cnidaria, Anthozoa, Scleractinia, Pocilloporidae.
UCCGUUGAGACCACCCCAAAUAUCAACAGAUUCAUUCCUUGAUGUUCUCAAACCCAAAGAUUGUUAAAUUGAAAGAAAGCGAUAAAUUGGAGGUUUUUUUUAAUCGUCUAGGGGAAAUAAUGAGUGUUUAGACGAUGCAGAGGAGCUAUGAUUUAUUUUGACAGCUAAUUACAACCAGGAAGUAUUCUCAUCGACUGGCGCAUCCACAGAUUUCUGGCUUGACAAGGCUUUAGUUUCUAAAAUUUGUAUGCAAGACACGUUUCAAGGAAAGAAAACGUCAAGUGAAAAACGAUAAGAAUUGACAGAAUUGCAAUCAUAAUUUGGACAUGUCAAAUGAAUCGAUAUCUGAAGAGCUAAACUCUGGCCUGGUAGCUGGAGUAGCAACUCAUGAUGGAAAAGAAUGUGAAGGCAUUCCUGACUCGGUAAACAAGAAGAAGAACAAACGCAAGAAGAAAAAGAAGAAGAAGGUAGAAACCAGUGACAUUGACCCUCAUGGAUGUAAUGCUGAAGCUGAAAACACUGGGCCACUUCCGAAAUCUUUUGAAAAUGACCAAGGCGAAGAUGGGAAUGAGCUGCAUUCAAGUAACAAGGGUACUCCAAUUGAAGAAGGCGAGGAAGUCGUUCCAGCACCGAGGGAAGCUUCUGGUGGUAAAAAGAGAAAAAAGAAAAAGAAGAAAAAGAGCAAAGAAAGUGAGACUAGUAUGGACUAUGAGGAUGAUCCGAACGCUAACAAUUCCUUAAAACAACAAACCGAGGAACAAGAUGAUACUUCUCCGAAGGAUGGGUCUGGCGUUGCAAAGGACGAUAAAAGAUACUUUGUUGAGACGAAGAGAGAAGAGCAAGAAGAUGAAGACAGUAGUCAAUCACUUGCAGAAGAUAAUGCUUCACCUAGUGAAAGGAUAGAAAGCAAGGAGAAGAAGGUAGAAACCAGUGACAAUGACCCUCAUGGAUGUGAUGCUGAAGCUGAAAACUCUGAGCCACUUCCGAAAUCUUUUGAAAAUGACAACGGCGAAGAUGGGAAUAAGCUGCAUUCAAGUGACAAGGGUACUCCAAUUGAAGAAGGUGAGGAAGUCAUUCCAGCACCGAGGGAAGCUUCUGGUGGUAAAAAGAGAAAAAAGAAAAAGAAGAAAAAGAGCAAAGAAAGUGAGACUAGUAUGGUCUAUGUGGAGGAUCUGAAGCCUAACAAUUCCUUAAAACAAUAUACCGAGAAACAAGAUGAUACCUCUCCGAUGGAUGGACCUGGCGUUGCAAAGGACGACAAAAGACAUUUUGUUGAGACAAAGAGAAACGAGCAAGGAGAUGAAGACAGUAGUCAAUCACUUGCAGAAGAUAAUGCUUCACUGAGCGAAAGAAUAGAAAGUAAGGACGAAGAUGGCGAUACAGCAUCAAGUGUAGGUGAGAAAACUACCUCUGUGCCUGUGCUAUACAAGGAGUGUGAAAUUUGUACCCCAAAAGAUGAAGACGAAAAAGGUGACGUUGAAUCCGAGAGAACCAUGAAACCCUCUAGCAGAGUAUCUGAAGAACUUCAUGUAGAUGGAUUGGCUCCACUCCGAGAUCCAAGUUCAGUCGCUGUGCAAACGGACAUAGGAGGAGGAGAAGGAGAAGAAGAAAUAGAAGAUAGAAGAGAAAAAGAGAAAGAAGAAGAGAAAGUUGAAUCUGACUCUCAUGGUGACCCCUCUGAUAUUCCAUCAGGAAAUGAGGAGAGGAACAUUCUAUGUAUUUUCAAGCUUAUUUAUGGGGUUGGCCUUCGAACACUAAGGAAGCUGUUCAUGGACUUCAAUCCCGGUUGGUCAAAUAAGGCAUCUGACGCAGCUGGAUUCGAUAAAGGGAAAAUGAAACUGUCUAGAGACGAUGAAGUCAUUUUCAACAAGGGUAAUAUAAACGAAUGGGAUUUCUCAUUGAUGACAACUGCGCUCUUAUAUUCAAAGAGCUGUGCACUGGAAAUUAGCAAAAGACCAGGCUUCGAUAAAGCCCUACAAGAAUUGAAGACUUGUCGUAACAAGGUGCUGGGGCAUCCCUCCUCAGAAAAGAUGCUCGAUGCCGACUUCAAUGUUUACUGGCCUCUUCUUACCAAUCUCUUUGGUAUUCUUGGUGCUGAUUUAACAGAGAUUGCAGAAAUAAAGCUUCAAACAGAUGAGACUGUUAACGCUGGAGGACACUACAAGCAGUUGUUCUUAACGGAGCAAGCGAAAUUCAUUCCUCUUGGACAGAAGCUGGAUACCUUGGAGAGUAAAUUGGAUGCUAUACUUGCUAAUCAGUCAUAUAACUCUGAAGGAAAAAACUUUGUUAGCCCAAAAGCUCUGAGUGGCCGCAACUGGGACGAAUGGUUGAAGUUCUGCAACGCAGUUGGCGAUUUUGAUACUCGGAAGAACCAGUACAUUCUUGUUACGGGUGCUCUCUCGCCAAAGAAUCUCGAUUGUUUUUCUAUUUUGAGGUGUGUCCCUUGGAAGAUGGUCCUUGAUUUUGACCCUAUGUCCGAAGAGAAAGGCUUUUAUCGAGAGUUUACAUCACAAAAAGGACAGGGUAGUUUGGUCAGCAUGAUAACACCUGCAGAGGUCAAGGGAAGUACAAUGGCAAACCUCAUACGCCAGAUUGAUCCCAAUAAAAUCCAGUGGUUAUUUGUCAAUGGGAGAGCUAGUGAUACAGGUGGCGAUGUAGAGACGUUUCCAGAUUGGGAGGCAACCUCCGUGAAAGAAAUCUCGAGAAUUUUUGGAUGCUGCUGUGACCCAGACAAAUUUGACAAGCAGAAACCGGUAGUGUGCGUCAUCCUUCCCUACUGCCAAGAAAGCAUUCCGUAUUUGGAAGUGACAUUGUGCCGACUGUUUGAGAACUUCGACGAUCAGUUCAAUCUGAAGAUUGCGUCUUUCAAGCAAGAAAAACGGCUCACUGUAUUUCAGAAGGUCAAGGUGCGCACGAUUGAUCUGAAUCCAGAGCUUGUCCAUCUGGGUUUGAGAGAGCUGCUUUCUUCAUCUACGUCACAGCGGUACCGAAUGCCCACUUCUCAAGCAAAGGUUUAUGCAGACGUCAGUGAGAGAGAUUACCUUUUUCUGAAGGAACACUUAGACAUUCUUUACCUCGGCUGUGAAGAGCUACCAGAAACGUCAAGCGACCCAUCUGAGGAAGAACAACGGUUGCAGAACUUCCUGGAUGAACACAGAAAAUUAUUCAUUUCAGGUAGUGCGAUUUCGUUCGCUAGUCUUUAUGAUAAUCAUGAUGCAAAGAGGGAAAUUGAAAGAGAUAUUCAGGUCCAUGUCCAACGUCUUCUAGACAAAGGUCUAACUCGUUCAAUGAUUGUUGACAUCAAGCAUUCACCAGGCACUGGUGGUACUACCAUCGCUAGGCGCGUUAUGUGGGAUCUUCACAAAUUUUAUCCUUGUGCUUUCAUGGAAAUAAGCUCGCAUCUCUAUUUUGAUGAAGACAGUAGUUAUGCUUGCAAAUUAGUCGAUUGCAUUGGAGCACUGGAGGAGAUCUGCCACACUUCUCCCGUCAUUCUGAUUGAUGGAAAUCAAUCAAGGCUCAUAGAAGGUCUCUCAAAUAAACUUGUGCGGAUGCUGUGCAACAGAGGAAAACGGGCUCUUCUCUUACGUUGCCAACACGGAUCGAAGACCUCAUCGAAAGAACCUCAGGAGCCCUCACGUGUACAUCAGGUCUUCUACGUAGAUGUCAGCUUGGAAGAUUCACCAGCCGACUUAAAUGAAUUUCAGUCAAAAUACAAGGAAUUUGUUGACCGUUCUUUAGGUGAGAAGCCGGUAUCGGAUCUGUGUCGCGUGUUCCACUUUCCUCUCCUUGCAAUGGUCCAGAGAUUUCGGCCAAAGCUUAAGAAGAUAGUCGACGACACUUGGAACGAGAUGGAGAGUCUUCAACAUCAAAUUGCUAUCGUGGUGGCCUUUCUUCAAAAGUACGGCAACCAAGCAACCCCUGCCCUUCUCCUCUCCGAUGCAUUUCAGAGGUAUAUCCGACCGGAAUCUGGAAAAAAUGUCACCUACAGUGAUAUCAAACAGCUGUUUUCGGAGCACUUGUUGAACCUGAUGGUUCCCUCAAACCCUUGGCUUGGUAUGCGACGAGGAAGGAAGUAUAAAUCUAAAGAACUACCACCUGAAGAAUACACAUUUCAGCAUCGACUGGUUGCCGAGAUGCUGCUGAAGAAGUGUUUCCAAGAGCAAGCCUGUGACUUGUUCCAGGUGGUAAAUCAGUUUCUUCACUUUCCAAUUUUCCAGCGUGAUGACUUCUUGCCGCUCUUUGAAGAGCUGUUUGUCUUCAACAAGGAAGGUCAAAGGGUGCGAAAAUUCUCUGUUCUCUUUGAAGAACUUAAAGCCAUAAACCCUGAACGUGCUGCAGAUGUUUUCUGUGAGGUAGCUGAGAAGACUGGUGACUCGAUCAUAUUUGCCAAUGCAGCAAGAUUUUUUGCCAAGAUGGAACCUCCCUUAUUUGAGAAAGCUAUGGAACUCAUUGGACGUGCCUUUCAAGCGAAAAACUUCAAGCAGCGAUUCAAAAGCAUAUGCCAUAUGAAAGGGGUGGUUUUGUAUUUUGAAUUGAAGCACAUGAUCAACAAUGGCAAAGUGAAAAACCUGAUAGAACUUGAAGAUUUGGCAAACAGAGUGCUCGAGGUGUACAGAGAGGCUCGUAACUUUCCUCCAACUUACCCAAAUCCCCUAAUUGGCGAGGUAGAUGUUUGGCUUGCUUGUAUCGGAUGGAUUAUGAAGAACAUAUGCAGGCGGGAUUCUGAGAAAACACUCAAGUUUUUAGCCAACCAAUGUCCCCCGUUCUUUCGCACCUGUGUGAGUGAUUCGUUUUACCUACUGGACAUUGUUGAUGGAAUCGUUCAAAGUGUUCCAACCUUGGCAGAUCCGGUAGAAACGCAGAGGAAAUGCAGCGAUGCAAGAUUAUCUUUGAUAACCAUGCUUGGACCAACUUAUUCACUUAAACAGACUAAUUUCCGUGGACGCAUUGCAGAUGACGUUGUUCAAGUGUGCCGGGCACUCUGCAGUUCCAAGAAUUUUCCAAGGUCAUCCGCAGUAGAGCUUAAGAGACUUCAAGCGCACUUUAUUUUGAAUUCAUGCGAUCAAAUCGUCAAUAUGAAGCAAGAACACCUUGUAUUUCUUCUUCAGCUUCUAGAGGAACUUGUAUUCAAAGAGAAUGAGCACCGUUUGGCUUACCACUUAAUGAAGGUCAGUGUGUUAGUGACUGGGUCUAAGCGUUACAGCCUCGAACAGGGUCUCAGUGUGACCGAAAAGUGGUUAGAGGUUUCACAUCAUGAUUGCCUACCGUACUUCUACCAGAUGGCCAUUUGCUUUCUAAAGAUUCUUGAUGGGCAUGCCAUGGAAUUCAUGCCGAAGUACUUGACAGCUUUGAAUAUGUGCCGAGAGAAAUCUCAGAAUCACUGUCGCAGCAGCCAAUCGACAUUGUUUGUAAGUAAUGAAGGUGAAGGAAUGCCACGUCUUCUCACCCGCAGCACCUUGUUUCGUGACGUCGAAGAAACAGAUUACUCCACAACAGAUGUCUCCGAGACAGUUUCUAGGUUUUGGAGUACCGACAGUAGGAAGAAACUGAUGGAAUGCAAAGGAAGGAUCCGCAUGGAGCCUUCCACUAGUAAGGGAAAAAAAUAUCCUUACAUCGAAUUGCUUCAAGGAAAAGUGGCCCUCUACGUGGGAAAGAAUGCAGGUGUUGGCAAGGUCGAUAGAAACUUUGAUAAGGGGCAGUUGGUUUAUUUCGUUGUCAGUUUCAACCUUCACGGUCCUGUUGCUAAUGGAAUAACUUUCUUCCCAUACGAUUCAUCGCACCGUUAGAAGAAUUCAGAUCAUUGACAUGCUUCUCCGAUUGUAUUUCAAUCUGGAACAUACUGGACACAUUGUGGAUGCACGAGGACAGUUCCAGACUGGGAAGAAUUUAAAACUUUGCCUCAUACCAUAGUGAGCAUAUUCUCGGUUUUUCCCCCUCAUGGUCCUCUAUUAUACUCUGCCAAUUAUAGAUCAUCCAUCGAGCUUGAAUUCUUCCCUCCGAAUCAAAACCAAAUCAACUGACUUCAUCGUUUACAU